Molecule: messenger RNA, 1122 nt
Organism: Scedosporium apiospermum
Lineage: Eukaryota; Fungi; Ascomycota; Sordariomycetes; Microascales; Microascaceae
Product: Protein kinase domain protein
Exons: 4
Coding region: 1-1122 (373 amino acids)
Biological process (GO): regulation of mRNA processing; spliceosomal complex assembly; protein phosphorylation
Molecular function (GO): ATP binding; protein kinase activity
Source: RefSeq, a predicted model, not a curated record
AUGAACAGCAAACGAUGGAGGAAGUCGGACGUGCCGCGCUACGUCAGCAUCAAAAUUUCAGCGCUCGAUACUGACCCUGGCAGGGAGACGGAAAAUUCAAAGAUCAUUUGCAACGCCAAUCCAUCGCAUGAGGGCAUAGACUUCACCAGGAUUCCUGGAGAUGAGUUUCAGUUACCGGGGCAGGGUGGAAUGCACUUCUGUCUUGUAUACGAGCCGACGAGAGAAACCCUUUUCAAGCUCCAACAUAGGUUACGGACGAAAAGGCUAGCACCGGCGCUAUUUAAAUUUUUCAUUUACUGCCUUCUUCAAGCUGUUGACUACUUGCACACAGAGUGCAAGCUCAUCCACACGGAUAUCAAGGCCGACAACAUCAUGGUUACAAUCGAGAAUGAUGCUGUAUUAGAAGACUUUAUCAGAUUUCAACAGAGAGUCCCACAGCCCAGGCAUAUCAGGCCUGAGGAUGGGCGCGUAACGUAUCUCUCGCAAGGCGACUUUGGUCCUCUCCGAGGUUCUAGGUUACUACCUAAAUUAGCUGAUUUCAACCUGGCCUUUCCCGGUUUAGAAAAGGGAUUUGCUCAUCUUGCUCCCAUCCAAUCCCACUGCUUCCGGGCCCCGGAGGUGUUGCUUGGCUGCCCUUGGUCAUAUAGCGUUGAUAUAUGGAACCUAGGACUUCUCCAGAUGUGGAACCUCUUGGAGGACACUACCUUAUUUGACCGACCGGCCGGCGAAGAUGGGGAAUAUGAUGCGCAUGUCCACCUAGCCCAGAUGGUUGCUUUGCUUGGUGAUCCGCCUGAGGAAGUAGUCACACGAGAGAGACUCUUUCGCGAACAUCUAGUGGACAAGCCGUGGAUAAGCCCACGUGGUGAAGCGUGCCGGAACAUGAACAAGCUCUGGGGCGGCCCAUUUUUUGAUGAUGAUGGCCAAAUUCUCCGCAAGGACCUUGUUCAUCCAGAGAAGAGUCUGGCUGAUACGGUGACAGAACUGGAGGGCAAUGAGAAGGAGGCGUUUCUCGACUUCGCAUCUUGUAUGCUCCACUGGUUACCGGAAAAGAGAAAGACGGCAAAGGAGCUCCUCAAACAUCCUUUUCUCGAUUCGUUUUACAAGGAUCGCGAAAAGGACUAG